GAGAGAGAGAGAGAGAGAGAGAGAGAGAUGGGGAAUGUAGAAGAGUACAAGCCGGUAAUGGCGAUGAUGGGGUUGCAACUGUGUUACGCAGGAGUGACUCUUUCUGCAAGAGCUACUCUGGUUAAUGGAACAAGCCCUCGGGUCUUUAUCCUCUACAGGCAAGUCUUUGCAACCAUCUUCAUCUUCCCAUUUCUCUACUUCUCAAGGAGAAGAUCAAAGAUAUCUUAUUUGGAUCUAAAGAGCUUUUCUUUAAUAUUCAUGGCCUCGCUUCUAGGCAUUACGAUGAAUCAAAAUCUGUAUUGUGAAGGUAUUUACUUAGCUUCAUCGUCAACGGGAAGUGCCAUGUGUAACAUCAUUCCUGCACUAACCUUCCUAAUCUCAUAUCUCGCCGGAUACGAGACGGUGAAUAUCCGAAACAUCAGAGGUUUAGCGAAGAUAUCAGGGACAGUCCUAUGUGUAGUAGGAGCAAUCUCCAUGACUUUGCUUCGUGGACCAAAGAUUCUUAACUCGGAAUCUACUUUACCGUUAGAAAAUUCGUUACUAGGAGAUGUUACGGACCAGAACAUGUGGCUGAUUGGUUGUUUGUGUGUGUUCGCUAGCACUCUUUGCUAUUCUUUGUGGCUAACAUUUCAGGUUCCAGUCUCUGCUUAUUACCCAGACCACCUCUCUUUAUCAGCGUGGAUGUGUUUAUUCGGCACGAUACAGUGUGCAGUCGUCACUUUCUUCUUUGAGAAAGACCCAAACGCUUGGAUUCUCCAUUCUUACUCGGAGUUAGCGACUUGUCUCUACGCUGGAGUUGUAUCGUCAGCGCUUGCUUUUACGGUCCAAGCAUGGGUUAUAUCUAAGAGAGGCCCUUUGUUCUCAGCAAUGUUUAACCCUCUAUGUACAGUCAUUGUCACAAUCUUGGCUUCUCUGAUCCUUCAAGAAGAGAUGUUCACCGGAAGCUUAAUCGGAGGAAUAUUUGUAAUCAUGGGACUUUACAUUGUGCUCUGGGGUAAAGCUGAAGAUGUCAUGAUAAAUCAAGAACAGAGAGACAAUACGAAUAACUCAGAUGUGAAAAUUCAAAUCGAAGAUUCUUCAAGCACAUUAAACUGUAACGGAGAUCUGAAGAAUCCACUACUGUCCUAACAGAAAUCAACAGAAGAAAUCCAAAUACAGCAACAAUUAAACUAAUUCAAGCUUUAUUUCUUCUUCAGUUUCUCAAACUCUGAUAUAUGUUUGCUCUAAUAAAUGUAAACUGAUAUAUGAAUACAUAGUCCAAGUCUAGCUUCAAUAAUAACAAACUAUCACCCUUUUUCAUCAAAAGUUUUGUAUCGUUUUUGAUCAAAUACCCAUAUACAUUAAUCACUUUUUAUUUCUUAUCAUUCUUAAAGUAUGUAUUACUUUUCAGCCAAUGACCCACGAUAUAUAAUCCAUAGUAUAAGUAUAACACGUUUGAUUGAAAAAAAAAACAAAGAUUUGUUUGAAACUUUGUGAGUCUUGUUCCUGAAAU
This is a messenger RNA of Raphanus sativus (radish), 1492 nucleotides long. RefSeq names its product WAT1-related protein At4g30420-like. The record is from RefSeq and is a predicted model, not a curated record. NCBI's taxonomy places the organism in Eukaryota, Viridiplantae, Streptophyta, Magnoliopsida, Brassicales, Brassicaceae. Gene Ontology annotation, cellular component: plasma membrane. The transcript is spliced from 7 exons. Gene Ontology annotation, molecular function: transmembrane transporter activity. The coding region runs from base 28 to 1128 and encodes 366 amino acids.